AUGGAGACCGAGUAUGUUCUUCCCUUGUGGCAGAACUGUGAUUUCACCGCCGUCUCGCCUUUUCAAGCAGUCGAGCUGGGUUUUCAGGGCAUGGAUGCUGAGAUGAGCAGAUUCGAGUUUCAUUCUCCGACUAUUUCAAUGGGGAAUUUGUCUGAUACUUCCUUUUCUGUAACCCUCUCUUCUCCUCCCAGGGCGAUUUGGGGGGUUUCUCCUUUCCAAGAUGAUGAUUUUCUACUGGUGUUUCCGGUGGAACAGUACUCGCUGAACUUGCCGGAUAUUGAUGGCAGCUUACUGGAUACGUUAUUGGUUGAUAUGGUCGAUGACGUAUGUGAGUGGAUGCCAGGUGAAAGCAAUUCUUCUUCACAAUUCACUGAAGAAGAUGAUUCAUGGACCCUGAACCUUCCUUCAGUGAUUUCAAGUGAACCAGCUUUAAGCGCCAUCUCAGCUGAAGCAUCCAUCGUGCUGCCUAGCCAAUAUAUGGAAGUUGAUGACCAACUGAACAUUUUCCACCUCCUUAAGGCCUAUGGAGAGGCCAGAGAGGCUAACCAACAAGUACUUGCAGGAGAAAUCUCGAGUCGAUUGACGGAAAAGUGUAGUCCAACCGGCACGAGCCUUGAGCGUGUUGCACAUUACAUGAUCAGAGCUUCAGAUGGUCAGGGAGAGCACCUUAGUCAGUCCAUGAAGAAUUUGGAGGCCGCAUUUCAUGCUUUCUAUCAAAUAUAUCCUGUCAGUAGAUUUGCUCAUUUCACUGCAAAUUCUCUAAUUCUAGAUGCAAUUCCUGAGGAUACCCACGAACUACACAUAAUCGAUUUCGACAUUGGCGAAGGGGUGCAAUGGCCACCUCUUCUUGAGGAACUUGUAAGACGAGGACAGAAGGAGGUGCGUUUGACAUCUCUAAGGUGGAUGGAAGCAGAUUGCGGCUGUGGCUCGGUCACAGAAAGGCAAGGAGGGAUAAACAGGUGGAUGACCGAACAUGCUCAGUCACUUGGAUUGAGACUAAAGAUGGCGGAAACCAACAUACAAGGCCUUGUGGCAGAGCUAAAUAAGAGCAAAGGGAAGGAAUGGCUAGCUUUUAACUGCAUGAUGGGACUCCCUCACAUAAGAAAGAGGAGGGACGUCAUCCAUCAUGUGACCGAGUUUCUCAAAGUUGCCAAGAGUUUUAUUGGUAGGAGUGACCAAGGGAUCAUAACUGUUGGUGAUGGGAUUGGCAUGGAGGAUGAUGCAAUGAGAGAGAGGAACGGAUAUGGAGCUUUCCUUGAAGAGAAAUUGGUGGACCUCCAAGCCUUGUUCGAAACGAUGGAGAUUCAUUUUCCAGGUCCUGGCCAAUUUACAGAAGCAAGAAGGGCUUUGGAGUCCAUCUUUAUGGGUCCUUAUGUGUCUUCCCUGACAAAUUAUCAGGAUUGGGAAGAAAGUGGUGAGACAAGUAGAGUUGCGGUUUCAGAGAUGGGUUUGGAGGCUAGGAGAAUUAGCAAAAGCCAGCACCAAUUAGUGGAGGCAAAAGAGCUUGUGAGACUGGGAGGUGGGGAGAGUUCAUGUUGGGUCACAGUUGAAGGGGCUGAAGAGAACCGAAUGGCAUUGGGCUACAGAGGAAGCACUUUUGUUAGAAUUUCUAGUUGGACAUAG
This is a messenger RNA of Rhodamnia argentea, 1623 nucleotides long. Its product is annotated as protein NODULATION SIGNALING PATHWAY 2-like. Gene Ontology annotation, biological process: regulation of DNA-templated transcription. The transcript has a single exon. Gene Ontology annotation, molecular function: sequence-specific DNA binding; DNA-binding transcription factor activity. The coding region runs from base 1 to 1623 and encodes 540 amino acids. NCBI's taxonomy places the organism in Eukaryota, Viridiplantae, Streptophyta, Magnoliopsida, Myrtales, Myrtaceae. Gene Ontology annotation, cellular component: nucleus. The record is from RefSeq and is a predicted model, not a curated record.